CGGGCGGCAUGGCGGGCCGGCGGGUGAACGUGAACGUCGGCGUGCUGGGCCACAUCGACAGCGGGAAGACGGCGCUGGCGCGCGCGCUGAGCACCACGGCCGCCACGGCCGCCUUCGACCGCCCGCCGCAGAGCCGCGCGCGCGGCGUCACGCUCGACCUGGGCUUCUCGAGCUUCGCCGCGCCGCUGCCCGGCGCCGGGGCGCUGCAGGUGACGCUGGUGGACUGCCCGGGGCACGCGUCCCUCAUCCGGACCAUCAUCGGCGGGGCUCAGAUCAUCGACCUCAUGAUGCUGGUCAUCGACGUUACCAAGGGCAUGCAGACGCAGUCCGCGGAGUGCCUGGUGAUUGGCCAGAUCGCCUGCCAGAAGCUGGUCGUGGUGCUCAACAAGGUGGACCUUCUGGCCGAGGGCAAGAGGCAGGCGGCCAUCGACAGGAUGACCAAGCGCAUGCGGAAGACGCUGGAGGGCACCAAGUUCCAGGGGGCACCAGUCGUGCCUGUGGCCGCCAAGCCCGGGGGACCAGAGGCCCCUGACACUGAAGCUCCACAGGGCAUCCCAGAGCUCAUCGAGGUCCUGAUGUCCCAGAUUUCCAUCCCAGAGAGAGACCCCUCGGGCCCGUUCCUCAUGUCUGUGGACCACUGCUUCUCCAUCAAAGGCCAGGGCACCGUGAUGACUGGCACGGUGCUGUCGGGCGCCGUCAGCCUCGGGGACAGCGUGGAGAUCCCUGCCCUCAAGGUGGUGAGGAAGGUGAAGACCAUGCAGGUGUUUCACACGCCGGUCACCUCGGCCAUGCAGGGGGACCGUCUGGGCCUCUGCGUGACUCAGUUUGACCCCAAGCUGCUGGAGCGCGGGCUGGUGUGUGCGCCCGACACGCUGCGCACCGUGCACGCCGCCAUCAUCUCUGUGGAGAAGAUCCCCUACUUCCGGGGGCCCCUGCAAACCAAGGCCAAGUUCCACAUCACCGUGGGCCACGAGACAGUCAUGGGCCGCCUGCUGUUCUUCAGCCCGGCCCCGGACGGCCUCGACCAGGAGCCUGCGCCGGACUCCUUCGACUUCUCCCGGGAGUACCUCUACCAGGAGCAGUACUUGAGCAAGGACGCGGCGCCCGCAGCGCCCGACGGCCAGGCCGACCGCGCAGGCCGGGCGCCCGAGGGUGGCUGCCCGCGGCAGCAGUGGGCACUGGUGGAGUUCGAGAAGCCCAUCACCUGUCCACGGCUGUGCCUGGUGAUUGGCUCCCGGCUGGACGCGGACAUCCACUCCAACUCCUGCCGGCUGGCCUUCCACGGCACCCUGCUCCACGGGCUGGAGGACAGGAACUACACGGAGAGCUUCCUCCCCACGCUGAGGGUGUACAAGCUGAAGCACAAGCACGGCGUGGUGGACCGGGUAAUGGAUGACUACAACGUGAUCGGCCGCUCCCUUUUCAAGAAGGAGACCAACAUCCAGCUGUUCGUGGGGCUCGAGGUGACCCUGUCCACUGGCGAGCGAGGCCUCAUCCACAGCGCCUUUGGCCAGAGUGGCAAGUUCAAGAUCCACAUCCCUGGUGGCCUCGGCCCUGAAUCCAAGAAGACCCUGGCGCCUGCCCUCAAGAAGCGCGUCCGGCCCGGCCUGGGGGAAGUGGCCAGGCCGGAGGAGGGCCCCGAGCGGCCCGAGCCCCAGCACGUGACACUCAGCCUGUCCUUCAAGCGCUACGUCUUCGACCCCCACAAGCGCAUGGUCCAGUCCUGAGGAGCGACCGGCAGCCGGGCCGAGCGCCGGCGCCCACCCACGGGUGCCUCACUUCCGCCCCACGGCCCUACGGCCCAGCGCAGGGCGGGCUGUCAGAGGCCAGGGGCCGGCCCCGCGCCUGCCCCCCACCCCGGGCAGCUGGGCCGAGGCCCGCAGCCCGGGCUCACCGCUGCCCAGCGCGGCAGCCCUCAGCAAUGGCAAAUAAACGGGCAGU
Molecule: messenger RNA, 1941 nt
Organism: Dipodomys spectabilis (banner-tailed kangaroo rat)
Lineage: Eukaryota; Metazoa; Chordata; Mammalia; Rodentia; Heteromyidae
Gene: Eefsec
Product: eukaryotic elongation factor, selenocysteine-tRNA specific
Exons: 7
Coding region: 9-1727 (572 amino acids)
Biological process (GO): selenocysteine incorporation
Molecular function (GO): translation elongation factor activity; GTPase activity; GTP binding
Source: RefSeq, a predicted model, not a curated record